Anolis carolinensis (green anole) is the source of this 1549-nucleotide messenger RNA. RefSeq names its product annexin A2 (gene anxa2). Gene Ontology annotation, cellular component: plasma membrane; cytoplasm; vesicle. The coding region runs from base 158 to 1177 and encodes 339 amino acids. The transcript is spliced from 13 exons. Lineage: Eukaryota; Metazoa; Chordata; Lepidosauria; Squamata; Anolidae. The record is from RefSeq and is a predicted model, not a curated record. Gene Ontology annotation, molecular function: virion binding; cadherin binding involved in cell-cell adhesion; phosphatidylinositol-4,5-bisphosphate binding.
CGAGCCAGAGAGGGCGGGCGAGGGCUGGGCUCCGGCUCAAAACCCCUCCCCGGGACAGACGGGCUCUGCGCUCCCUACGGUCCGCUCCUCCUGCUCAUCCUCCUCCUCCUCCUGCUGCUGCUGCUGCUCCGCCGCCGUCUCCGGGCAUCUUUCCAAGAUGUCGACUGUGCACGAAAUCCUCUCCAAGCUCACCCUCGAGGGAGAUCACUCUCUCCCUCCGAGCGCCUACGCCACGGUCAAGGCCUACGGAAACUUUGACGCCGAAAGAGAUGCCGCGGCUCUCGAAACCGCCAUCAAGACCAAAGGCGUCGAUGAGGUGACCAUCGUCAACAUCCUGACAAACCGCAGCAACGAACAGCGCCAAGACAUCGCUUUUGCUUAUCACCGGAGGACAAAGAAGGAACUCCCGGUGGCGCUGAAGUCGGCGCUGUCGGGACACCUGGAGACGACCAUCCUGGGAUUGCUGAAAACGCCUGCGCAAUACGACGCCUCCGAACUCAAAGCCGCCAUGAAGGGCCUGGGGACGGACGAAGACACGCUCAUUGAGAUCAUUUGCUCGCGGACAAACCAGGAACUCCACUUAAUCAACAGAGUUUACAAAGAUAUGUACAAAACCGAGCUGGAAAAAGAUAUCAUCUCAGACACAUCUGGCGAUUUCCGGAAGCUGAUGGUUGCCCUGGCCAAGGGGAGAAGAAACGAGGAUGUUUCCGUGGUGGACUAUGAGCUGAUUGACCAAGAUGCCAGGGAACUGUAUGAUGCGGGCGUCAAGAGGAAGGGCACUGAUGUCGCCAAGUGGAUCAACAUCAUGACCGAGAGGAGCAUCCCCCACCUUCAGAAAGUGUUUGAGAGGUACAACAGCUACAGUCCUUAUGACAUCUUGGAAAGCAUCAAGAAGGAGGUGAAAGGAGACCUGGAAAACGCCUUCGUCAAUCUUGUUCAGUGCAUCCAGAACAAGCAGCUGUACUUUGCCGACCGCCUCUACGACUCCAUGAAGGGCAAAGGCACCCGGGACAAGAUCCUGAUCAGGAUCAUGGUCUCCCGCGCCGAGGUCGACAUGCUCAAGAUCAAGAGCGAAUUCAAGAGGAAAUACGGGAAGUCUCUCUAUUACUUCAUCCAGCAAGACACCAAGGGCGACUACCAGCGGGCCCUCCUGAACCUCUGCGGCGGCGAAGACUGAAAACUGUGAUAGAAAAGAAUAGGAAACAACAGGACCUGUUGCUUUAUUUCUCCCUCUUGGCUUCUAUCGUCCCUUCUUCCCUUUAUUUUUGCAAAAACGUAGUGCCCGGGAGAGACCCCGGCCUCACUAACCCGAACUUCUGUAUUCCUUCCUUCCUUGAUGUUGUUGCUUUGGUAGAGAUAUUUCCCCGUCCUGUGCGGCUUUCUCCCCAAAUCGCUGCAAAGUUAACAUUCCAAAGAAUAGGAGAGAGAAAGGAAGAAGAUAGGCCGGUAUCGCCGUACGGUUGGCAGGAUCAAUAAAUCCUUUGUAUGGUUGGCAGGAUCAAUAAACACGGAGUUUGUACUUUAAGAAAAUGACCGUCAUCCUCAUCUA